Molecule: messenger RNA, 1239 nt
Organism: Capsella rubella
Lineage: Eukaryota; Viridiplantae; Streptophyta; Magnoliopsida; Brassicales; Brassicaceae
Product: putative F-box protein At5g44220
Exons: 1
Coding region: 1-1239 (412 amino acids)
Molecular function (GO): protein binding
Source: RefSeq, a predicted model, not a curated record
AUGAAGCCAGAGGAAUCUGUAGACAAUAGCAGAGUCGAAACCAGCCACGACGCAAUGGUUGAAUCAACAACAUCAAUAUCUUCACCAGCUAGGGUUAGAAAAAAGAGUAACAAGAUUUUAGAUGACCAAACCACAAUAUCAGAUUUGCUUCCGAGUGAUAUCCUUAUGGACAUAUUAAAACUGUUACCAGCUAAAACCCUAGUUAGGUUCCUCUCCGUAUCAAAGCUUUGGUCAUCAAUCCUCCGCCGCCAAGAUUUCAAGAAACUGUUCCUCACCGAGUCUUCGAAGCAACCUCAACGUCUUUUCUUUAUCCCGUCGCAAGACGAAGACAAAGUUAAAGAUUGUGUCCUUUUCUCUCUUGAAACCCAUGAUUCAGGUGAAGCCUUAAUAGCUGCACUACACCAUAAAACAAAUCUUGCAUAUCCUUACACAAACAACACUUCCCAUGUUCGCGAUUUGGUUUGCUUUGGAACUAAUUUUGCUUCCGACGAACUUGUAGUACACAACACCAGCACAAGAAGAUCAAUCACAUUGCCUAAACUUGACUCUCAAAGUUUUUAUGUUGUUAAACAGUUCUUGAGUUAUGAUCCUAUCGAUGACGUUUACAAAGUCUUGUGUAUGACUAGACGAAGGGUAACAGCAGAAGGGAGCGAAACUUUCCAGGUUUUGACGUUGGGAAAUGAGAAUUCAUGGAGGAUGAUUGAAGGUGCAUGGCAUACUUAUACACCUACGAGUUACGGUAUAUGUAUCGAUGGUGUUUUAUAUUAUCAAGUCUCUACUGACAAGGAAACGAGGUAUAGUAUUUCCUUUGUGAGUUUUGAUGUUAAGUCCGAACAAUUUAAUCUUAUAAACAGACCCGGCGAUGGUGGAUAUCUAGGUUUAACCAUUAUGAUGAGAUACGAAGGGAAGCUAGGUAUCAUAUCCACAUACAUGAAUAUUAAAGAUAGUUUAGUUUUUUGGGUUUUAGAGGAUGCAAUGAAACAUGAAUGGUUGAAAAAGGUUAUUGAUUUUACUGAUCCGUGGCCAUUACAUCAGAAAUAUCGUUUUGUUGACUUCAAUGAUGAUGCGGGUGAGUUUGUUUUGGCACCGUGUUCUUGGUGUGAACCACCAUAUUACGUUUACUAUUAUGAUCCUAAAACGAAUAUUUUGAGAAAAGUUCCGAUCACAGGAUAUGAACGGCAACCUAAUUUCCCGACCUAUCUCUUCACUCGUCAGGUCGAGAGUUUAAUGUUUCUGUAA